AUGGUGUUUGUGGUGUUUUGUGGUCUUUAUGGUCUAUAUACAAGAAGGGAAAUCGGAUGUUCUGCAAUGUUUUGCUCUGAUGGAAGAUUGGAAGGAGGAGAAGUAGAUCUCCAGGGUUCUCAGGAGGAGGAACGAGGUUCAUAUGCAGGAGGACAACGUCAAUGUGUCAUGAUUGGUAUCUCUGUCUUUUUGAAAGAAGGGUGA
Molecule: messenger RNA, 204 nt
Organism: Botrytis sinoallii
Lineage: Eukaryota; Fungi; Ascomycota; Leotiomycetes; Helotiales; Sclerotiniaceae
Exons: 1
Coding region: 1-204 (67 amino acids)
Source: RefSeq, a predicted model, not a curated record